AUGUUGCUAAGAAGUGGCGCCGAUCCAAACUUAGCCAUCGAGGCGGACGGAUCGACGCCUUUGCACGUCAUCUGCCGGCGCGACUUUCGCGAUUCUCGAGACCUGGUGAAGUUGUUCGUCGAGACCAGCGAGGACGAAUUGAAUCGAGAGGUGCAGAUAGACGCCCGGGAUAAGUCGGGCAAGACCCCGUUGCAUGUGGCUCUGGAGCGCGACCUUCAAGCGGUGGCCGAAUCGCUGCUGAGGAACGGCGCCAACCCGAAUGUGCCCGACGCGGAAGGAAUGACACCUCUGCACAUUUAUUGCGCGAGACGCGUCGACGCGUUUCACUCGAUGGAGGCAUUUUUGGCCAUCAACGACAAAAUGUAUGAGGACGUCCAGCUCGACGCGCGAAACAAUCUGGGAUACACAUCGUUGCUCUUGGCUAUCGAGCGCAGGCACCACCAAGCGGCUCUUAUACUGCUGAGGAGAGGCGCUGAUCCGAACAUAGCCAACGACGACGGAGUGACGCCGCUGCACUUAAUCUGCGAAAAAGUCUUCGGCGACGCAAGUUUGCGAAUCGAACUCAGCGAACGUUACCCGUUACAGAUCGACGCCCGGGACAAGUGGGGCAACACACCCCUGCACCGUGCCGUUGAAUACGGCAAUAUCGUUAUGGUCGAAUUUUUGCUGAGAAGACGCGCUGAUCCGAACAUAGCCAACGACGACGGAGUGACGCCGCUGCACUUAAUCUGCGAAAAAGUCUUCGGCGACGCAAGUUUGCGAAUCGAACUCAGCGAACGUUACCCGUUACAGAUCGACGCCCGGGACAAGUGGGGCAACACACCCCUGCACCGUGCCGUUGAAUACGGCAAUAUCGUUAUGGUCGAAUUUUUGCUGAGAAGACGCGCUGAUCCGAACAUAGCCAACGACGACGGAGUGACGCCGCUGCACUUAAUCUGCGAAAAAGUCUUCGGCGACGCAAGUUUGCGAAUCGAACUCAGCGAACGUUACCCGUUACAGAUCGACGCCCGGGACAAGUGGGGCAACACACCCCUGCACCGUGCCGUUGAAUACGGCAAUAUCGUUAUGGUCGAAUUUUUGCUGAGAAGACGCGCUGAUCCGAACAUAGCCAACGACGACGGAGUGACGCCGCUGCACUUAAUCUGCGAAAAAGUCUUCGGCGACGCAAGUUUGCGAAUCGAACUCAGCGAACGUUACCCGUUACAGAUCGACGCCCGGGACAAGUGGGGCAACACACCCCUGCACCGUGCCGUUGAAUACGGCAAUAUCGUUAUGGUCGAAUUUUUGCUGAGAAGACGCGCUGAUCCGAACAUAGCCAACGACGACGGAGUGACGCCGCUGCACUUAAUCUGCGAAAAAGUCUUCGGCGACGCAAGUUUGCGAAUCGAACUCAGCGAACGUUACCCGUUACAGAUCGACGCCCGGGACAAGUGGGGCAACACACCCCUGCACCGUGCCGUUGAAUACGGCAAUAUCGUUAUGGUCGAAUUUUUGCUGAGAAGACGCGCUGAUCCGAACAUAGCCAACGACGACGGAGUGACGCCGCUGCACUUAAUCUGCGAAAAAGUCUUCGGCGACGCAAGUUUGCGAAUCGAACUCAGCGAACGUUACCCGUUACAGAUCGACGCCCGGGACAAGUGGGGCAACACACCCCUGCACCGUGCCGUUGAAUACGGCAAUAUCGUUAUGGUCGAAUUUUUGCUGAGAAGACGCGCUGAUCCGAACAUAGCCAACGACGACGGAGUGACGCCGCUGCACUUAAUCUGCGAAAAAGUCUUCGGCGACGCAAGUUUGCGAAUCGAACUCAGCGAACGUUACCCGUUACAGAUCGACGCCCGGGACAAGUGGGGCAACACACCCCUGCACCGUGCCGUUGAAUACGGCAAUAUCGUUAUGGUCGAAUUUUUGCUGAGAAGACGCGCUGAUCCGAACAUAGCCAACGACGACGGAGUGACGCCGCUGCACUUAAUCUGCGAAAAAGUCUUCGGCGACGCAAGUUUGCGAAUCGAACUCAGCGAACGUUACCCGUUACAGAUCGACGCCCGGGACAAGUGGGGCAACACACCCCUGCACCGUGCCGUUGAAUACGACGAUGAACAAUUUUUAAUCGACAAGAAAGAUGCCUUAGUUACCGAGUAUGAAAGAAGAAAUGAGCUAGAAAAUAUCAAAACUCCAAGUAUUGAAGAAGAUGUUUGA
Molecule: messenger RNA, 2196 nt
Organism: Trichogramma pretiosum
Lineage: Eukaryota; Metazoa; Arthropoda; Insecta; Hymenoptera; Trichogrammatidae
Product: ankyrin-1-like
Exons: 3
Coding region: 1-2196 (731 amino acids)
Biological process (GO): protein localization to ciliary inversin compartment
Cellular component (GO): ciliary inversin compartment
Molecular function (GO): protein binding
Source: RefSeq, a predicted model, not a curated record